Messenger RNA from Drosophila miranda, 2843 nucleotides. RefSeq lists its product as uncharacterized. The transcript has 2 exons. NCBI's taxonomy places the organism in Eukaryota, Metazoa, Arthropoda, Insecta, Diptera, Drosophilidae. The record is from RefSeq and is a predicted model, not a curated record. The coding region runs from base 167 to 2761 and encodes 864 amino acids.
AUAUAUAUCGUACCCUUCAAAACUUGACUCUUUCUACAUAUCUGGUUUAUCCCUUCGUUCAGUUUCAACUAGCAAAGUAACCCUGUUAUUAAAGUCAUCUCCUCAUUCGAGCAUACAAAACAAACUCGAAUCGGUUGAAAAUUCCAAAAAAAAUAUCUCUCGAUCUAUGGAUAAUCAAGCCUACAAUUAUUGCUUGGACUUUUCGAAUUUUUACGAGGCCAGAAGUGCAAAAAUAAAACCGAUUUGCUCAUUUCUCCAAGUUUCCGACAUGAAUCAACGGACAAGCGACAGCAAUACCUCGUUAUUAGUAAACGAGGAGGUGUCACAACAGGAUAAGCGCACGGCACGAGAGAUGGGAGGUGAAAUGUCUUCUCAAGCCUAUCUAGAGGACCUAAAAUGGCCAACGAAGAACCUUUCAAAGCAGCAACAGCAGAAGCCUUCCAUCCUGGACCAGACCCAGGCUCAGGAGCGUAUGUGCGCGAACAGAUCCGGCUGUGGUAUGCACCGUAGCUAUCAUCCAGGCGAUUACCUAGCACAACAGCCGCAUCAGUGUCAGAAGUAUAAGAAUUUAAAUCAGAGUCCUGCCAAGAAACAGCAGACUUCUCGGGAUCCUCAACAACAGCAGCCGCAGCAUCAGUGUCUGGAGCAGAGAAGCCAGACUCCUUCCAUGCCGAGUCAGUGUCUCCAGACUUCAUAUCCGAAACUUCAUCAAGAACAGGCACAGCGUCAUGACAGCCCGAAAAACAAAUCUUCAAUCAGAGCCAGCUCCAAAGAGCCCUCCAACACAGCAAGUGGCCAACCUUAUUCAUGCUCGAGCAAUACGGACGAGGAGAAUUUAGCCGAUAAACGUGAUGAACGUGAUCAAAAUAAAUCAAAUAAGUACAUGGAAUUCGUGCCUCAGCACUAUUCGCAUCAGCAGCAGCACCCACAUGAACAGUAUCGGACGGCUUUUCGUCAGAAUUCUCCUCAACGCAAUCAAAGCCAGAAGAAAGCACCCAUAAGCAAAACUAAAGACGUCCUAUCGCCGUGUCCUCAUCAGUACAGUCCGCUAAAGCUAAAUAAACUUUCUAAGAAAACGGACGUGACAGAUUUUGACCAAUAUAUUAAGGAACUUGAUAAAAACGCAUCGUACAAGUACAAGGAAUAUGCCCCUAAACUCGGUCAGAGUCCACCCCAUCUUCAUAAGCACAGACAGGAGCAUUAUCAAAUGUAUUCAACGUCACGUCAGAAGGUCGAAAAACAGCAGCUGUAUCCGAUUCAUCUACAGCAGCAAUCAUACCCGAAUCCAUGUGAGAAUACUUGUGAAAAGCCGUCACAACGUAAUCAAAGCGAGAUGCAAGCUAAGGAUAUCCCAUUGUCGACUCCUCAUCAAUACGGUGAUCUCCCUGUGCCGGAUAAGUGGGGUAGAGAGAUUGGUGGGGAACUUCUCGCUAAGACUCGGACUCGGAGCGACACCUCCGAGAAAAACCGCGAAGAUUCCACAGUAAAACAAAAAAAAUAUAACAAAUGCGGAAGGUGCAGUGUCGAGAACGGCACGGACAGUACCUCCACAGGAUCGUCCGGGAACGAGCUGUGUUCCAUUGUCCGGGACGAGCUGUGUGCGUUGGUCCGGAACGAGAGUGAAAUUCAGUCGGUGUUCGGUGAACUGUCUGAUACUGUGAUCUGUCAUGUGAAGGACUUUUUGUGUGGGCUGUCAACAACUGACAAUGUUCCCCCGGACGAGUAUAUGAAAGAGAGUGUAUCUACAAAGGCACCCAAGAAUUCAGCCAUAGAUGAUGUCCUGGAUACCAAGAGGCAGGAGUCAUAUCAAACCCAAAAAAAAGCAUCUCCUAUCAAAGGCAUAUUAAAAGCUCAAAAAGUCCAAAUGCCGCAAAAUCCAGGGCUAGACAGAAAAAAAGUCGCGGAGCUCCAGUCUGUGCUUCAGAAUCCUACUCAGCGUAUGUAUCAGGAUCUUACCAAAGAGAAGAGACAGGAGUCGUAUCGACAGGCUUCGCAACAUUCCCAUCGUACCUCGAAGCUGAAGGGUCAAAAGAAUCCUCAACAGAAGCAUCCAAAUCAGCAAAUCGCGGACUUUCCUCCAUUCUCGCGCUUCGGCGAUACGCCUGAGGAUGAUUCCGAAGAGUGUAAUUUCGGAGUGGAUAAGAAGGCACGCAACAAGUUCAUGGAAUGUUACGGUAAAGGCUUCCCAAAGGACAAACCCAAGCACAGGCAGUCCGGUGCCGGGCAUGAGGUAUUUUCCAUGGCCAGUAGCAGCUCGGUAUCGACUUCGAUCAGUGCCAAGAGCGGGCACGAGCUGCGUGCCAUGAUCCUGGACGAGAUGCAAUUGCAGUCGGUGCGUGGUGAUCAAACAUCCAGGCCACGAUAUAAGGAUCUUGAAGAGAAAGUUUCCACACUUUCAGACUUGAAUCCGCCCAGAGAUGACACCCAUCCUUGUUCAAACGUGUCCAAGUUUCAGGAUAUGAAGGAAACAAUGUCCACACCCAUCGGUUCCCUCCCGAAUUUGGCCAUAGCUGUUCAUGCGCCCACCACUGAAUCAUUUAAGGGUUCCACAACAGAUGAGAUGCCACAAAUCGAGGGCAGUAUGAGUGUAGCUGAUUUAGUGAGCUACAAGGUAAUCACUCCCAUGAUCAUGAAGAUACGCAAAAGGUGUAUGACCCAUAUGCAGAAUGAGAUGCAUCUCUUGAAGUAUCUGGAGACGGUGCCGCGCCUUGUCGGUCAGAUUUACAUGGACAACAUCACGAUGGAACAGAGGAAACUCUAAAAAUGUUUAGUCACUUUUGAUUCGAUGAUACCUUUUUAUAUAUUUUAUAAUUAUUGUAUUAAAUAAAGAACAAACAUCCAAG